AGCUCUCCAUCAGCCUCCUUGCAGUGAUAGUUAUUGUAUGUGGACUGGCCCUGGUGGCAGUUUUUCUCUUUCUGUUUUGGAAGCUGUUCUGGGUGCCCUGGAGGAACAAGGCCAUUUCGACUAACACCCCCGCCUCCCAGAACGCAGCGGAACACGACAAAGAGAACAUGGCUGACAAGCUAAAGGACACAGGGACUCUGGGCUUCUUGGAGGCAGCUGUGAAAAUUAGUCACACGUCACCGGAUAUUCCCGCAGAAGUCCAGAUGUCCAUGAAGGAUCACCUUAUGAGACGCACACGGAUGCAGAGACAGACAACAGAGCCUGCAUCGUCCACCAGGUGAGUGCAGAGCAUCCCUUGAAUUGCCAUCUGUUGGAUCAGACAAUAUGGGUCAUUUUACAGAGGUGCUGAAGAUGGGAAAACUCUCCAUGAGGAGAAGGGAGUGCUGAUGAAGGUCACCGCCAUGCCAUGUCCUGUUUUCUCCUGCUAUUACUUGUCCAUUCAAAUCAGUUCCCACAGCCUCAAACCAGAGGCGUAUCCCCUGCAAUGAAGUGAAAAGCUUCCUCAUUGCUCACUGUGUAUGCUCAAAAGAAAGCUUAUGUUUUGGGUUUAUUUGUUCUCUCCCUCCCCCAUCCUUUUUUGUUUCCAUCAAGGAGUGUAUAUUGAUCAAGGUGUUCUAGAGUAAUUAGAUUUGUUUGAGUAAUUGUCAUGUCAUGGCUUAGAGGACACAAUGGCGUGCAGACUGGAGACAAACUUUAUUGUCUCUGUUAAACAAGAACAAAAGAGCAACAAAAAUCUGGAGCACCACCCAGAUACAACCCAGAGGCAGAAUACCUCUGAAUACCACUUGCAGAGAGUUAUGAACGAUAGAGUGCUAUUGCACUCAUAUCUUUCUUCCCAUAAGUAACAUCUCUGCCUAUCCCUGAAUUUCUUCCUUUUUGUUGCCAUUCACAAAAUUGGUGCGCUUGAGGAGAAGCAGAAAUAUUUUGGGAGGUGGGGCAACAUUGCUUCAGGCCCUUGGACUGUGGACUAGAUUUGAAGAUGGAUUCGAAAUGCAGUCAGAAUCCUCCUCAUGACCAGGAACCUUAUUACAUAGGGUUAAACUUGAUUACAUGAAGAUUUGUGGAGCUGGGCUUGCAUGUGCACCCUGACCCCUCCUCUCUUCAAGCCCACCCACAUCUGAAGAUGGCUCUCGUUUAUGUUUGAUGCAAUGGGCCGCCACUCCUCAAGAUGUUGGCAGCAAUUCUCUUCUUUCUAAAUAUGUUCUUGACACUUGUACAUCAUUGAGCAAUUGCACUAAAGGGAUAUUACGCUAAACCUUUGGCUGGCAUACACCUCCUGGAGCUGCAGGAUACUCCCCCGACUACAUGCUGGUCUCUGCCGAAGGUUGAGUUGAAAGUGAACCAGCUGACAUAUUUCCCCAGUCUCCCUGUGGGCCCUUGAUCUUAGCCAAAAGAUUCAAACCCUGUUACGGUGACUUGACCUCAUUGUGUCAAGCUGUCAAUAUGCUUGUGGCCACUUUAAUUUUGUUAGGACUCAGGGAGGCAGGGAGACAUAUCAGUGACAUGGCGCACUGUCAGAUAGAAUUACAGCCUUUUCCUCUCUUUCUUGCUUAUGUGGCUCAAAGCAGGAAUAAUUAGAUAAACGGAAUUGACAUAUCACUCACUGCACUGGCUUCGAGGGAGCUGCAUCUCAGUGUUCAAGAUCAGCCGCUGCCUCAGGGCCAUUGUAGCCUCAGAUGGAAGGCUGACCGUGCAUGAGGAUCCAUGACAAAGGAAGGCAGGGUCUGCAAGGAUCUGAAGGUGGAAGACAGCCUGGUAACCCAUGGGCCACUGACCUGAAUCUCUUCUAAUACAGGCAGUCUUUUCAGCUAAGAUGUGGGUGACUUUAUCCAUGUUUUACCAUGCAUCAUGGUUGAUCAGAACAAGGUCUACCAUGCCGUAGAGGGCAGGAGUUGCUCAGUUUUGCUCAGUUCCUUUGCUUUCAGGCACAGGAACAUAAGAGCCUUCUAGAUUCAGAGCAAGAGUCUGUCUAGUCCUAUAGUAGCGUGAUGGUGCAUUUUAUUUACUUAUUUAUAACAUUUAUACACCCCUGGUUUGCAAAAACCUUCAGAGUGGGUUACAAAAGAUAAAGCAGUAAAAUCAAGAAAAUUCACAACUAUACAAAAAUGCAGGAACUCAUUGUGACAGGCCCAAUUGCUAAAGGAGUAAAAAAUGCAAGUAGCUCUUUGGAUCCACUGAAACACACACACACACACACACACACACACACACACAUGGAGCAGCAGCACAUAGCAUAUUGUCCAGUUUAUUAGGACCAGCAUGUUACAAAUACUUAACAUAUGUUCCAAAUGCCUGAAUAUCUCACUGUGGGGACCCUGCUACCCACCAUCCCAAAAUGCACCGUCCCAAAGUUAUAUCUUUGGCAUAAUAGGAUAUGGAUAUACGUAUCUGGGAGUAAGCUCCAUUGAACUUAGUGGUGCUUAUGACUGUAUAGAUUUUUAAACACACUGAGCUUUCACAAGAUUUUCAGUCAGCUGAAAUGCAACAUUUAAGCUUUUAAUUAGUUCAAGCAAUCUUGCGAAGAAGUGUUACCAUUUAAACUGCUGACAUGAAGUAGGAAUGCCUUCCAAAAAAAGGGAAAGAAGUACCCAUCCUCUGCUUAUUUUUCUCAUUCUUUGACUGGGAAAGUUCAGCAUGAGACUCUUAAUCUCAGGAUCAUGAGUUCAAGACCCACGUUGAGCAAAAGAUCCUUGCAUUGCAGGGGGUUGGACUAGAUGACCCUUGUGGUCCCCUCCAACUCUACAGUUCUAUGAUUCUGCUUCUAAUGUGUCACAAACAAAUUUAGUUUCUCCUGAUCAUACCAUCUCAGUUGAUCCCAUUCCUCCUGCUCUAUAAAAGGUCCCAGAACUGUGCUCCCCUGCCUUCUCCUUCCACAAGACCACUGCUAGUCCAGCAUUUAGCUUCUGGGAAGCCUAUAAGGAAGUGUGAAGGCAACAGUCCUUUUCUUCUGCCAGCCUUCUAACAAAUGGGCUUUGGCGAUACAUUGCCUCUGAAUACGAAAGUUCUAUUUUGCCAUCAUGAUAGAACUACCUGAUCUCUUGGUUGAAAAUGGCAUAGUUAAUUAUGUAUUGUAUGAAACAAAUGUUUCAUUUGUCUGUUCUGAAACUACGGCCAACCGAUGUUACUGGAUAAUGCCCAGUUUAUAACAUUAUGAGAGAAAGAGAAAAAUCAGUCCAUUUACUCUUUCCUGACCAUUUGUAAUUUUUAAAUGUCUCUCUUGUUCCCCUCCCCUUAGAAAUAUUUAUUCUGAAGAAGAAAGCCACAAACACUUCUGCCAAAUCCAAAAUCCACAUUAGGUAAUAUCAGUAUUAGUCCAAUUAAAAUGUUACAGAUACCUGAAUUACUACAGCAAGGCCCCAGAGGAUAUAGAUGCAUCUCUCAGGAGAUGGGUCUUUCCAAGUAACUGUGUUCUAAUUGCCUUGGUAUGAUGCCCUCCUGCCAGAAGACCUUUCCUUGCUGUCAUAAGAACUGGAGAUCUCUACAGUGUCUUCUGCUUUUCUCAGCCUCUCCAGGUCAAUCACCUUAGUCUCAAGAGAACAUGUUUGCUUCCUGGGUGCUCAUUUCACUUAAACUAAUUGUGUGCCUUAGCUGUGUUAAUGAGUGUUUUAAUGAAGUGUUUCCCCGCUGAAUAUGAACCAUUAACUACACAAUGACAAAUGGGUAGCCAUUUUCACUCACUGCAAUGGAGUUCUGAUAGUAAGAAUAUAUGCAAUGUAAAUUGAGUACCUUGCAUGUCCUCUAGCCUGCUGAGUACAGUGGUAUUAUAGUGGCUAGAGUGUGUGAGGACUGACUUUUGGGGAACUCCAGCUCUAAUCCUUGCUCAGCUUUAAAGCUCUCCAGAUGUCCUUGGUCAAGCUGCUGCCUCUCAGCUGAGUCAUGAGAAGGCUAUCUUACCCCUGGACUCUACAACCAUCUCCUUAUUCUCUUCUUCCUUCUGUGUUGAGUGUUAGAUCGUAAGCUCCUUGAGGCAGGGAGCUUUCCUCUUGCACUAUGGUGAGAUAGCGGUAGGGCUGCAAUGAUCCUGAUGAUGCUCUGAUCUCCUUGGGCCAAGAGAGAGAUAAAUGCAACAACAAACGAAUUGCAACCUGCUACAAAAGUAUCUGGUACAACUUGCCAAAGAAAGCAGGGUGGCUUUAAUGAAGAUGGGCAUUACUCCCAGCCCAAGUAGCAAUGAGAAAGAUAUGGUCCGGUGGUCAUACAAAGACCCCAAAAUACCUUUAUGAGAAGUAUAAGGAUGCCACUGAGCUCAGGCUGGCCCAUGGCCUGUUCUCAGUUUCUGCUCAUGCAUAGCCAUGAAGGCUGCAAAUCAUGUCUAAAACUGUCCUGUCAUAAAAGUUGUGAGAGAGACUGAGCAAUCGAGUUGAUGUUUUGUGCCAUUGGCAGAUGUAUGCCUGCCACUCUUUGUUUCAAACCUCCGUAGUCAUUCAUAUCCAUUAAGAUCACUCACAGAAGACAUUAUGAAGGAGGGAAAGAAGAUAAGCGUAAUUUGGGCAAACUCAAUUAGAAAAGUUCAGCUGGAACGUAUGAAUUAUAGAAAAGAAGUCCUGCUGUUACGAGAACUAUGCAGAGGUGUGAUCAAAAUACAUCCUCCCUCAAUCAGGUAGCUAUAUCUUGGGAAAGCAAAAUAAGUAUGUGGUUGGCUUUGUGUCAUUGCCUUUUCUUUUCUUUCUUCUCUGAUACGGGGAAUAUUAAAGCACUCCCCUUCCCGCAGCUGAGAAGGGUUCUUGGUCUAGGGAUGGGAGAGAAUUUUUGCUCCAUUGACAUAUAAAGGCGUACCUAUCUAAUUUGGACUUUUCAAAACAACGUGUGAACUAAAAGCACAGCCACCCUUCAAAGUUGGCACUUCUCUAAAUUUUGCAAUGCAGUUCUCCAGCCAAGGAAUGUGUACAAAAAAAAUGGAUGUGUCUUGGUAAACUGUGCAUAAAAAUGCAUAUAUUAGUGGAAGCAACAUACAAAACUGCAUUAUAUUUAGGGGAAUAGCUUUGCAAAAAUGUGUUCAGUUGUUGUUGCUGAAAAUUGAAGUGGAAAUAUGAAGAACUACACUUGAAAUUGGAAAAAUGAGGGAAACUGAAAUUGAGUUGAGUCUUAGACAGUGUGUGCCAACCUCUCUUCUUGUCUUUCUAUUUUCCUUUCCUUUCCCUUUUCUACUUAUUUCAAUGUAAACGUAUCAGCAACAGGAAAAAACAACCCAGUAGAUAGGAAGCUUUCAGCAAUAGCAGGGAUUCUUUGGUAACCGUUUCUAAGGGCUCAUAGCACACAAAAAUGUAGCUUACAACAGGCCCCCAAACUCCUAUUGACCCAUAGUCCUUAAACACAGUAUUUCCCCAAGGCAGUAAUGCUUUAUGGUUUUGGAAUAUGUGGCAAUCCCAGCUGGCAGCAUAUAACUCUGGCUCACUGGUCAGCAGUUCCUUUCUCCUCUCCUGUAAGUCAUAAACAGCAAGCCGUGGGGCAUAUUAAACAGACCUCAGAACUCUCAGGGGUGCUGCUAUUCCUUUCUGGCUAGUAUAACCAGCCCCUUGUAGCUGUGUUUCCUAUUCCCACAAACUAUAAUUACAUUCUUUUAUGUUGUCUCCAAGGCCAAAGAUACCACUUGUUCCAAAUAUUUUGCUUCUGAAUGGCAACUUGCUCCUUGCGUUCUGUUUGGUAUGGAUCUUAAUUCCUAGAACUGGAAGACCAUAACGUUGUUCUUUUCAAAGUCUCCCACAGAUCAGCAUGAGAUGCACUUCUUUAUUUUCCAUUGCAUGAUAGCUAUCGAGAAACCAGUUUCCCUUGCGCUUACACAGUUCGUUUAUGACAAAGCCUCCAGAAGUUCUACAAGGGGGUCGGCACUAUAGUCGUAGAGGAAUCGUAAAACUGUUGAGUUGGAAGAGACCACAAGGGUCAUCUACUCCAACCCCCUGCAAUGCUGGAAUAUUUAGCCCAAUGUGGGGACUCUGAAGUUAGGAGUCUCGUGUUUCACCCGCUUAGUCAGGGGUGCCUACUGCCUGUAACAUCACUGUUGUGAAAACUUCCUACUCCCUUUCUUCUUUAAAAAAUACUCUGUGAGAGUUGUGAGACCCUUUUCCCCCUCAGAGAGCUAAAAUUCCCAAUCACACCCUCUUCCCAGGGAACUCUGGGAAUUAUAGCUUUACAAGGGGAAUGGGUGUCUCCUAAUAACUUUUGGCACCCUUAACAAACUACAGGUCCCAAGAUUCUUUGCAUGAAGUCAUGGCCAUGACUGUUUAAAGUGGUAUGAUAGAACUUUGUUGUGUAGUUGGGCCCAGGAGAGUACCGUAUUUCCCACAUUCUCCCUGCCCUUCCCCAUUUUGCAACCUAUCUCUUAAGUGGGGCCAGAUACCCAGGACAAUCUUCUCCCAGCAUACAACACACUAGCCUUUUCUUAUCUCUUGCAGGCACAUUUCCUUCAAGAGGCACCUGCCCAGGCAGAUGCAUGUUUCCAGUGUGGACUAUGGUACAGAACUACCACUUGCGGCAGAGCAGCCAACUUGCAUUGGCCGGAUCAAGCCAGAGCUGUACAAGCAGAAAUCCGUGGACUCUGAGGACCCUAAAAAAGAGGCAGAAAAAAACUGUGGGAAAAUAAAUUUCGCUUUGAAAUAUGACUAUGAGAACGAGACCCUGAUUGUGCGGAUUCUCAAGGCCUUUGACUUGCCUGCCAAGGACCUCUGUGGCAGUUCCGACCCCUACGUCAAGAUCUACCUCUUGCCUGACAGGAAGUGCAAGUUCCAAACCCGUGUGCACAGGAAAACGCUCAACCCCACCUUUGACGAGUCCUUUCAGUUUCCUGUGCCCUAUGAGGAGCUGACCAACAGGAAGCUUCAUCUUAGCGUCUUUGACUUUGACCGGUUUUCUCGGCAUGAUAUGAUUGGUGAGGUGAUCUUGGAGAACCUCUUUGAGGCUUCGGAUCUUUCUCGGGAGACCUCCAUCUGGAAGGAUAUUCAGUAUGCCACAACGGUGAGUAGGUGGCUUUUGCCAUUAGUGUGGAGAGACAAUAGCACACCAAUGCUUGGAUGAGUUUGCCGUAGCUCCGUAG
This is a messenger RNA of Podarcis lilfordi (Lilford's wall lizard), 7090 nucleotides long. Lineage: Eukaryota; Metazoa; Chordata; Lepidosauria; Squamata; Lacertidae. The record is from the annotation of a GenBank genome assembly.